Paramormyrops kingsleyae is the source of this 3965-nucleotide messenger RNA. RefSeq names its product dehydrogenase/reductase (SDR family) member 7B (gene dhrs7b). The record is from RefSeq and is a predicted model, not a curated record. Gene Ontology annotation, molecular function: oxidoreductase activity. Lineage: Eukaryota; Metazoa; Chordata; Actinopteri; Osteoglossiformes; Mormyridae. Gene Ontology annotation, cellular component: membrane.
GUGUUUAUGCACUAAAGGAAAAUGCCUGUUUAAUAGUUAGUAGAUUCCUGUUAUGUUAUGUAAGGAUAGUAUUAAAUAGACUAGCUACAUUAGUUUCUAACGACCUAAAAUCGCUGCUUUUUGGGUUCAUCAUUGGCGAACUGUUUGAGUCAUUUUGGUUCAUUCGUUCAGUUCACGCCAAAGCUUUAUUAUGUGCACUAACUAGCUUCGGAUUUAGUUGAAUUAGCUAAAUUGCAUUUGAUUUCGUAUUAAUAUGCCGUUUUUUAGCCACACACACGCUGCACUUUUUAACCAAGAGCCAUUUUUAAACUGGCAAUUCUGCAAUUAAAUGGAAAUUCCUGCUGAAACCAAUAGACCGUACUAAAUGGCCUGUAUCACUCUCUAGUAUGUCUAGUAAAACUGGACUGGUACCCAGUGUGGUAUAGGUAUGGAUGUGAGAGCUGCUGAUCCCUAUGCGGAGGGCGGGGCGUAUUUUCACAUUCGAAGUCUCUUACGGAAGACCGUAAAUUGGGAUGCACCGUGUAUUUUAUGUUUGUUUAUUUAUAUCAUGAAUUAUAUCAUACAGCAUACAAUGUACGGUGUUGAAGAAGUUGAUUCCUCCAAGUGUGUGGCUACAUUUUUGUUUAUUUUGACUCGAGUCAAUACACGCUACCAGUAAUGAGGCGUCAUUCAACGUUUCUCACAAGCCUUGCUACAUGCUUAAUGUAAAUCAAUUGUUUUCUCGGUGACAUGCGCCCCUCGGUGUUGAGGGAUUGAAGGGAAGCUCCCAUCUUGUAAUACACAGCAUUUACUCUCUAUAUCAGGGGUCAUCAACCUUUUUGAAACUGAGUUACUUCACGGGUACUGAGCCAUACGAAGGGCUACCAGUUUGAAACGCCCUCCUAAACUUAUCUAAACUUCAUGUAUAAUAAACAUGUUUUCAGAAAUAUUUAUGGCAGAUUUUAAACUACGUAGUUUCCUCAUCAUAGCACUUAAAUCUUCAUACAGCCGAUCUUGCAAAUUUCAUAUUUAAGUAAUUUUAAAAAUUAUUACUGAAGCUUUUAACGAUCCAAACCAAUUUCAUUUUCAAAGUGACAAAAUCAUGCACCUAUUUUAGUUAUCGUGAAUCAAUUUCGCAUCAAAUUUGACACAAAUCCAGUCUGUCACAUGGUAUGACAAUAAUGGCAUUGAUUCAAACACGUAUUGUUUGUUUGUCCAAAUUUAGCACUUGGUCAUCCAGGCUUUCUCAAUAUCCCUGUAGGUUUAAAUGUCGUAUACUUUAUAAGCAUUUUAGCCUCUCCUGAUCUGUGUUCCUUCCACAUGCGUUCCAAAAAUAUUGUACACCCUGAUGUGCUGCAACCUGGCUAUAUUGAGUGUGGUGCACAACUCAGCUGAACACAGCCAGCGGUUAUACAGUUACAUAUGUAUUGCACUUAAUUCUUGUAUAAAAAGGAAGCGAUAUCAUUUCAACCAUGCCAUCAAGAUGUUGUUUUUUUUAACUAUAUUAAAGUUCCCUGUUGUAGGCUAAUCUGAAUUUGACAAAUUUCCAUUUAAUUCCCAUAUAUUUCCGUUGCCAUAAAAAGUUUCCCAGAAUUUUGCAAACCUAAGGUAUAAACUUAUGGAAAUAAACACAUUGAGUGUUCAUAUGUGCUGACUCAUGCACACCGCAGUGUUACCUGAGGGUCAAGAGGGUUGGUGGGGGGCAUUAUUGGAAAAAAAAAUGCAGACAUCAAGCCAUUGUCGUACGUUUCUUUUUUAUUGUUUAGUGAUGACAUGUUCCUUCUCUAUCCACAGAGGUGAAGAAACAAACAUUUAAUAAUUACAUUAAUUCAUAUAGGUUAGUUAUUUUUCAGUGACAGUUAUAACUACAUUUUUUAGCAGUUACUAAAUUAAGCCCUCAACAGUUUGCCCGUUGCUGUCAGCCUAGCUGCACUGCGCCCAGCCUAACUGUGGAAUAUUAGUCAGCGGGUUUGUUGUGGGAAGUAUGUCUUGUAUGCGACCCCUUCUCACAUCCGAAUCCCGUUAAUGUAUCUGGUGAAAACCCGGGAUAGAUGCAUUUUAAUCCCACUAGUUUUCCGUGACGGUAAAGUAACGGGCGUCGUUUACUUCCAGCGGAUAUCAACGUAGCGAGUAAAAGGGGGAGAAUCCCCUCGCGCCAUUUUCGAACGCAGCACUGUUACAGUUUCACAUUCUUAUGGGGCGGCGUCAGGAAGUUACCGCCAAAGUUACUACGCUGCAGGGGAUGGAUUAACGGGGAGGGCAAAUCCCACAGGACACCAUAAGGGAGGAGUGUAUCUAAAUACUGGGGGAUGGAUAAGAUGUUUGGAAGCAUGGCCUCCGUGCUACUGGUUGGCCUAGGAGGGCUGGUGCUGUACCGACUACUGCAGAGGCUCCGGCAGAAGGCCUGCCUGCAGGACGCGGUGGUGGUCAUCACUGGUGCCAGCUCUGGCUUGGGCAAAGAGUGUGCCCGGGUCUUCCACGCCGCCGGGGCCAAGCUGAUCCUCUGCGGUCGGAAUCGGAAUCUUCUGCAGGAGCUCGUCGAGGAGCUGGGCGCCGUGGCGGACAGCAAGCAUAAGACCUACACAGCCAGCAUCGUGACCUUUGACCUGUCAAAAGUCGAGGAGGUUGCCCAGGCAGCAGAGGACAUCCUGAAGUGUCACGGUUAUGUGGACGUCCUCAUCAACAAUGCUGGCAUCAGUUUCCGUGGGAACAUCCUAAACACACACAUCGAUGUCCAUAAGGAGGUCAUGGAAAUCAACUACUUUGGUCCCAUAGCUCUGACCCAAGCCAUACUGCCCUCCAUGGUUCAGAGACAGAGGGGUCAGGUCGUGGUCAUCAGCAGCAUCCAGGGCAAGAUCUCCAUCCCCUUCAGAUCAGCAUAUGCAGCCUCCAAGCAUGCAACACAGGCCUACUUUGACUGCCUGCGAGCAGAAUUGGAGCAGUAUGGCAUCAAGGUCUCUGUGCUGAGCCCGGGGUACAUCAGAACCAGCCUCUCUCUGAACGCUGUCACGGGGAACGGCUCCAAGUAUGGAGUGCUUGACAGGAACACGGCAGAGGGCAGGGACCCGUGGGAGGUGGCCGGUGCGGUCCUGGAGGCCACGGAGCGCCGGAGGAAGGACGCAAUGAUGGCUGGAGCAAUACCCUGUCUGGCUGUGUACAUCCGCACGCUCUGGCCAUCGCUCUUCUUCAGACUCAUGGCCGGCCGAGCCAGAAAGGAGCAUAAGGCCAAAGACCAAUAAGGAGAGAGAGUGCAGCCAAAACAGCGACUAGAAGCUGCUCCAUGCUCUCGUCACACUGUCACCUGGCUGGAGUCUGCCGUAAGAGUCCAGCAAAGUUGCUGUUCACUAUUUCAAAUCAAGAAGUUAUUUUGAGUAACUGUUGGACAGCUUCAGAUGUCUUUCAUGUCCUAUAUGUUCCCGGACCAUAAUCUUACCAUGCGGAGCUGAAAUGUGCACAAAUAACAAACAUGGACAGAAGCCAAGAUUACCUUCAUUUAUUACUCAGAUCCCUGAAAAAAGUAUUAAAAGUGCAUCUUUCAGACUUAAUGUUGUCGAAUAACAAAGUUCAUAUUUCACUUCAGCUACUUGAUUUUAAUGGCAUGGGGCUGUAGUGGCGAUUAUCCAUAAAAUUCAGACACUGUUGCAAGUUGUACUGGAGCAUUGUUGGGAAAAUAGUCCCAGCUGAGGUGGGAACCAUAGAAAACAGUUCAGGAAGUUAUGCUGUAGAAAAACUCUAUCCAAAAACCAUCCAGAGUGACUGAGAUGUCUGUUUACUCACUGAAACAUCAUACUUUGUCUCCAUGUCAUGUGAGAUGCUAUUCUAACGACACGAAAGGCAAAUAAAGGAAAACAAAAAAACCUUUCAUGUAAAAAAAACUGAAUAGCUUAUGGUUUUACUGGUCUUGAUAUAAAUCCUGCGGCUUGAAGAAUUGUUUUGACAAAUCUGAAAGCCAUUUGAUGACUGCAAAUAUACAUGGUACGUGAGGA